Messenger RNA from Colletotrichum godetiae, 1662 nucleotides. RefSeq names its product peptidase M16 inactive domain-containing protein. Gene Ontology annotation, cellular component: mitochondrion. The transcript has 4 exons. Bases 86 to 1456 code for a protein of 456 amino acids. The record is from RefSeq and is a predicted model, not a curated record. NCBI's taxonomy places the organism in Eukaryota, Fungi, Ascomycota, Sordariomycetes, Glomerellales, Glomerellaceae. Gene Ontology annotation, molecular function: metal ion binding.
GAACGAGGCACUUUCUUGUUGAAGCUCCGACGAAUUGAGCGUCACGAAACUGGAUCUGCCAAUUGCCGGCAACCGCAUCAUCGCAAUGAUCUCUAGACCGUCCCUCACGAGGGCUGCGCAGCAGACCCUCCGCAACUCGAGCUGUGCUCGCACAAUCUCGGGUCGUCGGUUCGCCAGCGCCGCUGCUGGCUCCGGCACCUUUGAGACCGCCGACGUUGGUGGUGUCAAGGUUGCUGCCAGAGACUCCCAGGGCCCUACCACCAAGUUGGCCAUCGUGGCAAAGGCCGGUACCAGAUACCAGCCUCUUCCCGGCCUGGCCGCUGGCCUCGAGUCUUUUGCCUUCAAGAACACGACAAAACGCUCUGGCCUGCGCAUCGUUCGCGAGUCUGAACUCCUCGGCAGCCAAUUGACCGCAUACCACACCCGCGAAGCCCUCGUCCUCGAGGCCAGCUUUUUCCGCGAUGACCUUCCCUACUUCACGGAACUUCUCGCCGAGGUCGUCUCGCAGACCAAGUACACCACCCACGAGUUCCACGAAGAGGUUCAGCCUGUUCUCCGCUUGAAGCAGUCUGGCACCAGCGCCGCCGCUCUUGCCCUUGACUCCGCCCACUCCGUUGCUUUCCACUCCGGCCUAGGCUCUCCCUCCAACCUGACGCCCUCGAUCCCCAUCCAGCCCUACCUCAGCGAGUACGCCGUUUCCGAGUUCGCCCAGGCCGCCUUCGCCAAGCCCAACAUCGCCCUUGUCGCCGACGGUGCCUCCGCCGCGAACGUUAGCAAGUGGGCCGAGCAGUUCUUCAAGUCGGUUCCCUCCGCCUCCUCCGGCAAGCUGGCCCUGAACACCGCCGCCACCAAGUACUUUGGUGGUGAGCAGCGUACCUACAGCCCCUCUGGCAACGCCUAUGUCAUUGCCUUCCCCGGUGCCACGAACGGCCAGGCUUCUCCUGAGCUUGCCGUCCUUGCGGCUCUGCUGGGCGGCAAGUCCAACAUCAAGUGGUCCACUGGCUUCAGCCUGAUCAACAAGGCUGUUGGCGUUGUUCCGGGCUUGUCCACUUCGACCGUCAACCUGUCAUACUCUGACGCUGGCCUCCUGACUAUCCAGCUCGCUGGCUCAGCCUCUGCUGUCCGUGGGGCCGCCCAGGAGACCGCCAAGGCUCUGAAGAGCAUCGCUGAGGGUACCGUCAGCAAGGAGGACCUGACCAAGGCUAUUGCUAAGGCCAAGUUCGAUGCCCUUGAGGCUUCAGAGAAGCGCAGCGGUAGCAUCCUCCUCGCUGGGUCCAGCCUCGUCCACAGCGGCAAGGCCGUUGACGCCACCGAGGCCACCAAGUCCAUCGAGUCUGUUACGGCUGAGAAGCUCAAGGCGGCGACGAAGACGAUCCUGGAGGGUAAGGCCAGUGUUGCGGCAGUGGGUGACCUGUUCGCUCUGCCGUACGCUGAGGAGCUUGGCCUCCGGGUAUAAAUGGGGAUUUAGCCCUGUCUUAUAGCGGCCGAAUGAACCGUGUAUCAACAGUCAAGCAUUUGCGGUAGAAUGGGGAAAUGUAUCCUUUGUGAACAUAUGUAGUAGAAUUUUCUUGUGUCUGCCUAGCUUGCCUAAUUCCCACGUAUGAAAUUGUUUUGUCAAGUUACUGGUACGCGUUGUGAUUAUGAUCAUCCGCCAUCGCAGUC